CUCGUCUAACGAGAUGUUUUUCUACAGAAAGGCCGUUGUUGAGCGUGUGGCUCUGUUGGCUCAGAUUCUUGUAAUCCUAUAUGGGCCGCUGUCCUGCCAACUCCAACCACUCUGCUGGGUUUAUCCUGACAGCAUGUGAUUGAGCAUCUCAGAUUCAUCCUGAAUCAUUAUCAGAGUCAUUAAGAUUCCCCACCAUCCCUCGUCACGUGCAAAUCCCUCCCAGCAGCCUGGGGAAUCAAGCCCAGUGGCUGCUGGGAGGACCUGACAGAGCAGUAAAAACAGGAACAAAGGUAAACAAAGUAGGGAGGAGCAAACAAGUGGAAUGGAAGUGAAGCUUGUGUGUCGGGAUCUGAUAGCAAAGAAGUCCGUUUGGUUUUGGUCUCUCUCUCUCUCUCUCUCUCUCUCUCUCUCUCUCUGCCUCUGUCUGUCUCUCUCUCUCUCUGUGUCUCUCUCUGUCUCUCUGUUCGUUUCUCCUUCCAUUUCUCUCUCCACCAGGGUUAGGGUUGACCUGAUUAUUUGGUGGUGUCAGGUUUCUGAAGGACUACUGCUCCUCUGAGGUUUGUCUGGCCCUGGCCAAGGCCUCGUUCUCCUGGCAGACUCCAGGAAACACGAGCCCUACGAGGCUCAUUCACUAAUUAGGUUGGCCUUCUCAUGAGAACAGUGCUCUAAGUAGCCGUCAGCACUGUAUGUGGCCUGAUUAGAAUGAACAGGCCAAUGGCAUCCUUGUUUUAUAUCAAACGAAAAGGGAAGUUGGAAACAGAUCGACAUUGAGGUGAAUGGAGAGCCUGUGGUCCUGCACAUGAAGCUCGGGGACAAUGGAGAGGCCUUCUUUGUCCAAGAGACCGAGCUGCAGAACGAGAUCGUCCCGGCCCACCUGGCCACCUCCCCUAUCCCCACCGAAGGCCACCUGUUCUGGAUGGCCGAGGUGGAGCGCGGGGGUGGCGUGGCGCAGGACCUGGACGACCCGGCCGACCCCGAGGACCCCCACGACCCCCCCGCCCCCAGCGCCAUCGCGGUGGUCAAGAAGAAGAAGAGGCGGAGGAAGAAGCACAAAGGAGACCCCCGCCGAGAGGAGAUGACCCCUCCUGUGGCCCUCGCUAGCGCUGCUGCUAGCGCUGCUGCUAACGCUGCUGCUGUCACAGAGGAGAUCUUUGAGAUGGACCUGAGCUCGGACGAGGAGGCGGCGGGGCACGCUUCUCGGUGGGAGUGCCAGAGGUCGUCGUCCAUGAGCACAAUGAGGGACAUGGACCCGAAGCUCCCAGCUGCCAGGCACAGCAUGGACAGCUACCCCUUCUCUGACGGAGACUGGUCCCCCUCAGACAGCCAUGGCCUGUCUCAGGCCUUCUCCCCCAAGAGUGACUCGGAGCUGAUGGUGCGGCCCUCAGAGAGCAUGCUCCGUGCCGAGUCACACAUGCAGUGGACCUGGGGAGAGUUCCCAGAAUCCACCAGGGUAAGCAAGAAGGACAGACAGGAGCUGCCGAAGACGGUGACCAUCACCCCGUCCGAGAACACGCACUUCCGCGUCAUCCUGAGCACAGAGGCCAUGGAGAACGAGACGGAGACGGAGGGAGAGUCGGGGCCCCAGGAGGAGGAGGACUCUGGCCCCGUGUGUCCCAUCGUCAAACCCCAACCCCGUACCCCCGUAGCCACCACAGCUAUCCCCAUCACCUCAGCCCUGACCUCUGCCCUGACCCCUGCCACCUCAGCCCUGACCUCUGCCCUGACCCCUGCCACCUCAGCCCUGACCCCUGUGACCUCUGCCCUGACCCCUGCCACCUCAGCCCAGACCCCUGUGACCUCUGCCAUGACCCCAGCCACCUCAGCCCUGACCCCUGUGACCUCUGCCCUGAACGACGCCACCUCGGCCCUGACCCCUGUGACCUCUGCUCUGACCCCCACGACGUUGGCCCUGACCCCUCUCACCUCAGCUCUGACUCCAGCCACCUCGGCCCUGACCCCGCCCACCUCCGCCCUGACCCCGCCCACCUCCGCCCUGACCCCCCUCACCCCGACCGUGACCCCCCUCACCCCGACCCUGUCGCCCUCGGAGCCUCAGGAGAUCCCGCCCUCCGGCGUCUCGACGUCCACGCCCGCGGACAGCCGAGCCGCCCAGAUGGCAGGGGACAUGGGCGACGCCUGCUCCAAGAGCGACUCGCCCUCCAAGAAGAAAGGGGUCCCAAAGAGAAGCCAGCACCAGGGCCCAGAGGAUAUCUACCUGGACGACUUGAAUGUACUCGAACCUGAAGUUGUUGCACGUUACUUUCCCAAGAGUGAGGAGGCAUCAGGGAAGCACUGGCUGGACUCUGACCAGCGCUCCGGCUCCCAGUCUCCCCAGUCUGUGGGCAGCGCUGCAGCCGACAGUGGCACCGAGUGUCUGUCGGACUCGGCCAGCGACCUGCCCGACGUCACCCUGUCCCUGUGCGGAGGCCUCAGCGACAACGCCGAAAUAUCCAAAGAAAAGUUCAUGGAGCAUAUUAUCACGUAUCAUGAGUUUGCAGAGAACCCAGCAAUCAUAGAUAACCCCAACCUGGUAGUGAAAAUAGCUAAUAGGUACUACAACUGGACACUAGCCGCACCUUUGAUUUUAAGUCUGCAGGCGUUUCAGAAGAAUUUACCAAAGGCUACAGAGGAGGCCUGGGUGAAGGAGAAGAUGCCAAAGAAGUCUGGCCGAUGGUGGUUCUGGCGCAAGAGGGCAGACAGCACAAUCAAGCAGUCGGAGACCAAGCUGGAGACCAAGGAGUCUCAGGAGGAGGAGGGACGAUCCUCCCUGUCUCAGGAGAGCCUGGCCUUGAUGCCCAAGGCUGGUGACUCCUCCAGUGACGAGGAUGCUAAGGAGGUGAGCGCUGCGUCCUGCCAGGAUAGGCACCCGGGGUCAGAGAGUCACCCCUGCCCUCACACCUACAGGAAAUCGCUACGCCUCUCCUCCAACCAGAUCGCCAGUCUGAAUCUGAAGGAGGGCCCUAACGACGUGACCUUCAGCAUCACCACCCAGUACCAGGGCACCUGCCGCUGCGAGGGGACCAUCUACCUGUGGAACUGGGACGACAAGGUCAUCAUCUCCGACAUCGACGGCACCAUCACCAAGUCAGAUGUAUUUGGACAGAUCUUGCCACAGCUGGGGAAAGACUGGACCCACCAGGGGAUCGCCAAACUGUACCACUCAGUAGCAGAGAAUGGCUACAAGUUCCUGUACUGCUCAGCGCGUGCCAUCGGCAUGGCUGACAUGACCAGAGGCUACCUGCAGUGGGUCAACGACGAGGGAACCAUCCUCCCCCGGGGACCUCUCAUGCUGUCCCCCAGCAGCCUGUUCUCUGCCUUCCACAGAGAAGUGAUUGAGAAGAAACCGGAGAUCUUCAAGAUCGAAUGCCUCACAGACAUCAAGAACUUGUUCCAGUACAACAAGCGGCCCUUCUACGCCGCCUUCGGGAACAGAACCAAUGAUGUGUUUGCCUAUAAGGAGGUGGGGGUCCCGGUCUGCCGUAUCUUCACCGUCAACCCCAAGGGAGAGCUCAUCCAGGAGCAGACCAAGGGCAACAAGUCCUCGUACGGCAGGCUGAGUGAGCUGGUGGAACACGUGUUCCCCCUGCUGAGUAAAGAACAGAACGAGGCCUUCGUCCUGCCAGAGUACAGCUCCUUCUGCUACUGGAGACAGCCCAUCCCGGACAUCGGCCCUGACGACCUGCUCUGACCACCACGCACACGCGCACACACACACACACACACACACACACACUCAAAACCGGUGAGGAGCCUCUGUGAGACUACUGCAUAAAAUGGACCGGUCACAGGAGAGACCAAAUCACAGCUGCACUUGUUUCUAUGCUGUCACACACACACACACACACACACACACACACACACACACACACAGAGACACACUCACCCUGCCCAGGUAACCCAGAGUGAGUGGGAUGGGAGCGAUGCUGUGACCCUGCAUCUCCUCCUCCCUCCCUCCCUGUCUGCUGCGGCCCGUCUGGGACGGGGAGGAGGUGGACCGGCUCAGGGCUGGAGAGGCCCACAGCAGCUCCACACACCAACCGCCGGAAGACUUCCGCACUUACCCAAACCACCCCUGAACACAUGUCCUUUACCUGUUCUGAAGCACGGGUCACAGUGUGAGAUUCCAGCCCCAGUCAGUGAAAGGUGAAGCCCUGGCUGCCUAUUGGUGUAACUGCUUGUUUCCUCUCUGGAGGCAAGGGAGUCAGAGGUUGGAAUGGGCCUGCGUGUUCCUGAGUAAGCUGCUAUGUCCAAGAGUGGUUACUAACAACACCACUCCAGCCCUCACAUGACUUAUUGUUCCUCAAUCUGAGGCAGAUAUUGUCUGAGUUGUUUUGUUUUUGAGGGGGGGGGGGGGGUAUUUAAAGUUAUGUUCGAGAUUCUGUAAGCUCAGUUAGUGUUUAACGGCAUGUGUGUUUGUACACACAGUAAAGUAUAUUUUAACAAUGGCUUAAUAGUGUUUUGUGCUAGCUGUUUUGUCAUUAAGCAUUUAAGCUGAUAUAUACAUUCUCUGGAGAGUUUUUGUUAACCAAUGCAGUAAUUACUACUAAACUAUUUAUCAUAAUUGAUAUUUUUGGGUUAAGUUAUUGAUUUUUUGGAUGCACUGCUUUUGGUUGUUUGAGAAGAAGGUAUCUAUUGUGCCGUGUUGGAAGAGCAGGGAUGGGAGUUCCUCGUUGUGUGGCCGCUGGUUCUAACAGCCUCCUGGUAACAGCUAGUCUGUCUCCAUGAGAACUGGACUGACCCUGUGUGCCCUGAUGGGGACUGGGGGUCCCUUCCGAGCGUACGACACGAGGCCAGUCAGGCUGUGAGGGGGAGGCCGGCUCACCGAGGACAGAGUCCUGGUCUGGGGGUGACGGCAGGGUCCCACUGGUGCUUCCACAUGCCUUACCCGGCGCACUUUGAGCUGCAUCUCCCCCCGCCCCCCACCCGCCCACCCCAGAGACUGGAACAGGAACCCUCCUCUCUCACCUCACCACGCUCUCCUAGGAGAAGCAGACUUUAAACCAGAGAAGUGUGCAAUCGAUGCAAGACCGAAAUAAGUCUGUUGUUGGCUGCUUAAGCAAAGUCUUUUUAGCGAAUAUUGCCACCUGCUCAGUAUAUUCCUAAAGGUAUAUGUGGGAUUAUACGGCGUUAAUUUAAUAUUUUGGGGUUAUUGACGCAAGAAGGUCCAACUUUCCCAAGAGAGUUUGGCCCGCAGGCGUUCGUCCUGGUGAAGGAGAUGGGCUGCUUGAUGCUGCGGUGGGGUGUUGACGACCCCAACCGAUCCACUGCCUUGAUCCCCACAAGUGUGCGCUGCACUAGGAUAAGGUGACUUGAAUUUUCUCCUGACGUGCCAACUCAGUAGGCACACAGCAGGUGUAGCUAAUACUGUUUAUUCCGUUGUAGUAUGUGAGCAGUGCGUGCAGGUGGUAGAGGAGACGGGCCAGGCGCUGACGGUCUCUAUCAACAGGAAGUAGUCGUGUGUGUGUGUGUGUGUGUAUAGGAAAUCAUUCUGGUUCUAUAAUGACAUCCUCCGUUUUUCUUGGUUGUUAUGUAACCACAGGCCGGGGUUAGAUGAUGAGCAGAUAUGCUUCCCUGGUAAAUUGCUUGUAGCAAAAGUUCAGUAGUAACCUAUUAGUCUGUGCCAGUUAGUUUUGACUUAGUUUGGUGUACCGCUAACCACACAGGAACACGUUUGUGUGAGACCUUAUCGAUAGAUACCAUUCCUUGAAAAAGCACAAGAUUGAUCUAUGAUGGCAAGUAGUAUUCAUCCAGAUAGAUCAGUGAUAAAGGCCCCGUUAUAUGAAGAUAAAGGAUUGAAGGAAACAUGGGCAUACCUACCCAUCAUUCAGGCUCACUGUGUUGAGGAUGUUUGAGUUUUGUUUAGAUUUUCUUUUUCGCGUGUUUGUGUUUCAUGAAGUUCGUACAUUAAGUCGACCUAUCUAAUAAUUAACUAAGCAAUUCCAUUCUUUCUAUGAAAGUAAGAAUCGUGUGUGGGUAGAACUCACCCAUGUUAUAUGAACCUGAGAUUCAUACUAGAUAGGAUAUUUGUUGGCUCUGUAUAAAACUUCUGAAGAAAGACAAUGAAGUUACUUAAUGUUUUUGUUUUUGCCUUUUUGUGUUUCAUAUAGCUUUUAUUUUUUAUUCACAAUGCAUUUGUUUUGGUUGAGUUAUGUUUGAAAGUAAAGCUUGCUGUUUUAUUACAUCUUAUAACAACUUAAAAUGUAUAUGUGUUGUAUUGAUUUGUAUAAAAAUGUGGUUUGGAAUAUGUCAGCAAAGCUAAAUCUAUUGUAAAAAUAUGAAGCCAAGAAAGUGUGGCUUGUGGUUAUGUUUGUGUUUAAUAAAAGUUUGUAAUUGAAUGCA
Molecule: messenger RNA, 6339 nt
Organism: Osmerus eperlanus (European smelt)
Lineage: Eukaryota; Metazoa; Chordata; Actinopteri; Osmeriformes; Osmeridae
Gene: lpin2
Product: lipin 2
Exons: 19
Coding region: 800-3688 (962 amino acids)
Biological process (GO): fatty acid catabolic process; positive regulation of transcription by RNA polymerase II; cellular response to insulin stimulus
Cellular component (GO): endoplasmic reticulum membrane; nucleus; cytosol
Molecular function (GO): phosphatidate phosphatase activity; transcription coactivator activity
Source: RefSeq, a predicted model, not a curated record